Sesamum indicum (sesame) is the source of this 1786-nucleotide messenger RNA. RefSeq lists its product as uncharacterized. The record is from RefSeq and is a predicted model, not a curated record. Lineage: Eukaryota; Viridiplantae; Streptophyta; Magnoliopsida; Lamiales; Pedaliaceae.
GAUCAACUGCCCAAUCGUACGUGUUUGCCCCUCACUCGCCGUCCGAUAAUUCCUAUAGAACAUCUCUCUCUCUCUCUCUCUCUCUCUCUCUUCCAAUCGAACAAAAGACGAGGAAGUUAUCUCCGCCGGCGAUGGCGGCGUCGGAAGACGGAGGAAAAGACGCCCACUCAGCCAAUGCUGGGGAGAAAUGCGCUUGCGGCUCGAACAACUGUGCCGAAUGCAGUAGGAGGCAAUCAUCGAGGUCGAGCUUGCCAUCAUCAUCGUCGUCUUGCUCUCUCCUUAGCUUCGACUCGUAUCCAGUUCAGGAGUACGAUAAGCUCUGGAGAGUUUACACGGCGUCCGUUAAGGGCUUCGCCAUCGGCGCCGGGCUGAAAGGUGGACUGGCCAUUUUCGCUCUUCUCACGCGCCUUCGUCGUCGGCGACUGCUAUCGGCAUCCAAGAAAGUAGAAAUGACUUCUACUAGUGCAGAUGUGAUACUAGCUCUGAAGGAGACUUUAAGAUACGGCCUGUUUCUUGGUACAUUUGCUGGGACGUUUGUGUCCGUGGAUGAGAUUGUUGCUGCUUUAGGUGGUCAUCGAAGGACGGCAAAAUGGAGGUCUUUGCUGGCAGGUGCUAUAGCAGGGUCAUCAAUGCUUCUUACUGGGUUGAACACUCAGCAUACAAGCUUGGCUAUUUACAUUCUCAUGCGUGCCACUGUAUUGGCUUCACGAUGUGGGAUAAAAAGCAAGAGAUUUGGCCAUAUAUGUAAGCCUCUAACAUGGGCGCAUGGAGAUAUUUUCCUUAUGUGUCUCUCCUCAUCCCAAAUUCUGUCUGCUUACAUAUUGAAUCAAGAUAGUUUGCCCACAUCUUAUAAGUCAUUUCUCAACAAACACGGAGCAAAGGAUCCUGUCAUCCUGAAAGGAGUGAGAGAGAUUGCCAGUGGUCUGCCUUUAACAAAUUUGAAAGCGAUAGAAAACCUUUACAAGUCCAAUGGUGUUGAUAUUAAACUAGAUCCACACAUGAAAGUACCUUGCUCGAUUAUCCAUGGGAAUCAAGCAUGCAGUACACAUUUCUUUUCCUUUUUUCUUCAAGCCUAUAAAAGAGCACUACCAGUAUAUCUUCCGGUUUAUCUAAUUCCUGCGCUGAUUGUACAUCGUCAAGGUCUUCUGAAAAGGCAUUACACAAUUUUAUGGAAAGGUCUUCUUGGUACUGCAAGGUCAAGCCUGUUCCUCUCAAUGUAUUGUUCAUCUGCCUGGAUAUGGACAUGCAUCCUAUUCAGGAUUCUGAAGAGAUGUAACAUUCCCAUGGUGGCGAUAGGAACUUUUCCUACUGGUCUAGCUCUAGCAAUUGAGAAGAAGAGCCGAAGGAUAGAAAUAUCUUUAUACUGCCUUGCACGAGCAAUCGAGAGCUUCUUCACAUGCAUGGCUGAUGUAGGAUACUUGCCCCAGUCUAAAAAUUUGAAAAGAGCUGAUGUUUUGGUCUUUAGCAUAUCAACAGCAAUUAUCAUGCAUUGUUAUGCCAUGGAGAGGGACGUGUUCCGCUCCAAGUACCUCAACGUGCUUGAUUGGGUGUUUGGUGUUCCCCUUCCGCCAAAUGAUGAAACUCCACGUAAGAAACAAUGAUGAGUAAUAACGUUCAAAUUCUUGAAAUUUGUUUGUCAUGAAUCCUCUCGUUGAUGUUACCGGGCAAAGCUCGUGCAAAACAAAUGUUGUAGAAUCAUUUGAUGACUUGGGAUCAUUUCCUAUCCUGUUAAAACAAUUUGCAUAGAUACAGGGGCCUCCACACUCUGACCUAUUUCUUCUUAUUA